AAUCGUUAAUCAUGUAAGUGCUGCCGGCCAUCGGGUUCGGACCGGGAGCCGGGAGCGCGGAGCGCGGAGCGCAGGGCCGGGGCCGCGGCCCCUCCGCCUGCCCCCUCCCCGCCCCGGGCAGCCCGGCCCCAGGCAGCAGCCGCGCCGCUGCCAGAGCCCCGAGCAGCAUGCGGAGAGCCGCCGCCGGGGCCCCGCCAGCAUGUACGUGAGCUACCUCCUGGAGAAGGACGGGCCCAUGUACCCCGGCCCGGUGCGACAUUCGGGGGGGCUCAACCUGGCGGCGCAGAACUUCGUGGGCGCCCCGCAGUACGCGGACUACGGGGGCUACCAUGUGAACCUCGACAGCGCCCAGUCCCCCGGCCCGGCCUGGCCGGCGCCUUACGCCGCCCCGCUCCGCGACGACUGGGGCGCCUACGGCCAAGGGGCGCCGGCAGCCGCCGGCGCCGUCCACGGCCUCAACGGCGGUUCCCCCGCCGCCGCCAUGGCCUACAGCCCCGCCGACUACCACCACCACCACCACCACCACCACCCGCACGCCCACCACCACGCCGGCCCCGCGCCCCACUGCUCCGCCGGGGUCAUGCAGCCCCUCAACGCCGCCGCCAACGCCGCCGCCCCGGAGCCGCUCUCCCCCGGCGGGCAGCGCCGCGGCCUCUGCGAGUGGAUGAGGAAGCCGGCGCAGACCCCGCUCAGCAGCCAGGUUAAAACCAGGACGAAAGACAAGUACCGCGUCGUGUACACCGACCACCAGCGGCUGGAGCUGGAGAAGGAGUUUCACUACAGUCGCUACAUCACCAUCAGGAGGAAAGCGGAGCUGGCCUCCAACCUGGGGCUGUCGGAGAGGCAGGUGAAAAUCUGGUUCCAGAACAGGCGGGCGAAGGAGAGGAAGAUCAACAAGAAGAAGCUGCAGCAGGCGCAGCCCGGCGGGGCGGAGCCGCUCAGCCCCGGGGCCCCGCUGCAGGGUCCCGCAGCGGGGGCGGCCGCCGCCGGGCUGGGCCCCGCCGUCCCCCAGUGACAGCGGCCGGGGGACCGGGGCGCAGGGACUGCCGGAGGGAGCGGCCGCGGCGGGGCCGGGCCGGGCCGGGCCGGGCCGGGGCCGGGGGGGGCGCGGUGGGAGCGGCCCCCCCCGCCCAUGCACUACACCGCCCCGCGGGGCCGGCCGUGUGUACAGAUGUACAGUGUAUGUGUCUCGUCGUCCGGGGGAAGCGUGGCCAUCGCUUUAUUAUUAUUAUUAUUAUGUUUCGGUGGUUUCUUUACCCUGGAGUUUGUUAGAUAAAAGGCGGGGGGGUGGGGGGGGCGCUGCCUGCCAGGCCAACCCGCCGGUAAAUCUCAGGGAUCGGUCCGAAACACCUUAGAAAUGUUGUUGGGCUAACGAUGAAUUUUAAGAGGGAAAAAAAAGAAAAUUAAAGCACAUUUUUUUUAUUUUAUUA
Phalacrocorax carbo (great cormorant) is the source of this 1430-nucleotide messenger RNA. Lineage: Eukaryota; Metazoa; Chordata; Aves; Suliformes; Phalacrocoracidae. The record is from RefSeq and is a predicted model, not a curated record.